Calypte anna (Anna's hummingbird) is the source of this 5617-nucleotide messenger RNA. RefSeq names its product phospholipase B1 (gene PLB1). Gene Ontology annotation, biological process: phospholipid metabolic process. Lineage: Eukaryota; Metazoa; Chordata; Aves; Apodiformes; Trochilidae. The coding region runs from base 1 to 4428 and encodes 1475 amino acids. The record is from RefSeq and is a predicted model, not a curated record. Gene Ontology annotation, molecular function: retinyl-palmitate esterase activity; phosphatidylcholine lysophospholipase A1 activity; A2-type glycerophospholipase activity. Gene Ontology annotation, cellular component: brush border membrane. The transcript is spliced from 59 exons.
AUGAAGCUAAUGUUAGGCCUGUUUUUUCUGUGGUUGCUCUCCUCAAAAGGUAAUGCUGAUAAUCUGGAAGAACAAGGGAUACUAAAGGCUAUAGGAAACAUCCAGUUUUCAUGUGAGCAGGGGAUGCUGCCUGAGAACCCUUCAUCUUCAGUUCAUGCUCUGAGGCCAGCUGACAUUAAAGCAGUCACUGCAAUAGGAAGUCUGCAAAGAGCAGCAGGGUUUGAUGUACAUCAUGAGGAUUUACUCCAAAGCACAGGAAAGAGCCUCCUUGAAGUAAGCGUGGAAACUUUAGCAGCUCUCAUUAGCAGUUUUAAUCCUGGGGUCCUACACCAAUCUCCUCCACCUGGCACAAAGGGAGCGACAUCAGACAGUCAAGCUGUAGACCUCCUGCAUCAAGCUGAAGAAAUAGUGCAUCUCAUGAAAGAGAAUCAGAUGAUGGACUUCCAAAAUGACUGGAAACUGAUCACAGUUUAUUUUAGUGCUGAAAGCCCAUGCUCUUGCUGUGCCUCCACACAACUGAAGAACUGUGUAUUGGACAACCUGGAAAAACUUAAAGCCGCCUUGGAUUUUUUGCAUAAAAAAGUUCCCAAGGCCUUCGUAAAUCUGGUGGAUUCCACUGAGCUUGCAACUUUGUCUCUCACAUACCAAGAUUACAAUAAUGCCAGUCAUCCCAAAGUAAAUCAGUGCAGCUGUUUUGGUGAAUGCUCCAUAUUAGAUGAUAACGUAUUGAGGUGGUCCUAUCAGGAUGCUUGGGAAAAACUGCUGAAGUCUGGGAGGUAUGAUCAAAAGGAUGACUUCACUGUUGUUCUUCAGCCUUCUCUUCAAGAAAGAAAUCUACUGCUCAGACCAGGCAAGGAUGGUUUCAAUACCACAUUGAAGACACAAAUAGAAACUCUGGAGGAUUAUAUUUUCAUGACUGUUGGCCUCUGGAACAACAUGAUGGAGCCAGUUGGACGGAAGCAGCCUUACAACUUCACAAAAAUGCUUCAGGUCCGGUGUCCAUCACAGGAAAAUCCAUAUUUGUUUACAUAUAGAAAUAGUAACUACUCAUCUUCCCUGGAGACAUCAAACACCAAGGAAACAUCUCAGGAGAGAAGUUAUGGAACAAAUAUUCCUUGUCUUGACCGGGAUCCCUCUGAUUCAGUUCCAGUUUCAGUUCAUAAUUUGAAACCAGCUGAUAUUCGGGUAAUUGCUGCCCUGGGAGAUUCAAUCACAGCAGGUAAUGGGGCAGCAUCCAAACCCUAUGAUGUUCUGGAUGUCCUGACUCAAUACCGUGGUCUUUCUUGGAGUGUUGGAGGAAAUGAAAACAUAAGCACGGUCACAACACUAGCAAACAUUCUUCGUGAGUUCAACCCAUCCCUGGUAGGGUAUUCCACUGGGAAAGGAAAGGAGACUUCAAAGAAUGCUGCAUUCAACCAAGCUGUUGCAGGGGAUCAUGCAGAGAAUGUUCCUGCACAGGUUAGAAGACUGGUGGACCUAAUGAAGAAUGACACUAGAAUAAAUUUUCAAACUGACUGGAAGCUCAUAACACUUUUCAUAGGAGGAAAUGACCUGUGUGAAUACUGUGAAAAUCCACUACACUAUUCUCCUGAAAAUUACACCUAUGGUCUACAAACAACUUUGGAUAUGCUUCACAGAGAGGUUCCACGGGCGUUUGUGAACCUGGUGAUGGUGCUUUCCACCACAAGCCUCCGGGAGCUGUACACAUCACAAAACAAUAGAUGCCCAAAGAUGCUUAUGAGGGUCCUGUGUCCUUGUGUGGUAACCCCUAAGGACAACUCCAAUGAGUUCAAGAAAUUGGUCUACUAUAACAGAAGGUAUCAGGAGAGAACGCGCCAGCUAGUAGAGAGUGGAAGGUAUGACACUAGAGAUGAUUUCACAGUGGUUAUCCAACCAUUUCUGAUGAAUGUGAAAAUGCCGAAAACACAGGAAGGGUUGCCGGAUGGUUCAUAUUUUGCCCCAGACUGUUUCCACUUCAGCCAGAAAUCUCAUUCCCAGGCUGCACGAGCUUUGUGGAACAACAUGCUGGAACCCUUAGGUCAGAAGAAAGAUGAUCAAAAAGUAGAUGAUGAGAUUGUUCUCAAAUGUCCAAGUAAGGAUGAGCCAUUCCUGAGGACAUACAGGAACAGUAAUUACACAUACCCUAACAGAACUCCAAAUUAUGGAAGCCAGCUGCUAUGUGAGGACAGGUCUCCAUCCUCCCCUCCUGCAACUUCAGUGCAUUCCCUAAAGCCAGCUGAUGUGAAAAUUGUAGCAGCUCUUGGGGAUUCUUUGACGGCUGGUACUGGAAUUGCUUCAGAUCAUCUCAUGGAUUUGAACACUGUAUUCCGGGGACUGUCUUGGAGUAUUGGAGGAGAUGCAUCAUUACAGAAUGUGACAACUCUACCCAACAUCUUUCGAGAGUUCAAUGUCACAAUCAUGGGCUAUUCGACUGGGACUGGGAGUGAGAAUGACUCAAAUGCGUUCCUUAACCAGGCAGUUCCUGGAUCUCAGGCUGAGCACUUACCAGCCCAAGCAAGAAAACUCGUGAGACUGAUGAAAACUGAUCCUAGAAUUGACUUGAGUGCUGACUGGAAGCUCAUAGUGGUGCAAAUUGGAGGCAACGAUGUGUGCAACUAUUGCAAGGACCCUGAUCACUACUCAGCUGUAAAUUUCGUCAGAAGAAUUCAAGAAACUCUUGAUAUUCUGCAUGAGCAGGUUCCAAAAGCUCUAGUGAGUCUGGUUGAUGUGAUGGACCUCGUCCCCCUGAGACAGUUGUUUGUGGAUACUCAAGUUCAGUGCCCCACUUAUAUGGCAGAUUACCUGUGUAGUUGUCUUCUCACAGGAGAAGAUGACUCACCAAAUUUAACAAUGGUGAAGGAAGCCAACAGAGCUUACCAGCUUGGCCUUCAGAAACUAGUGGAGUCUGGCAGAUAUGAUACUCAUGAAAAUUUUACAGUGAUCAUCCAGCCUUUCCUCCGUAAUGUACAGAUUCCUCUUGGUCAGGAUGGGCAUCCAGAUGUCUCCUACUUUGCACCUGACUGCUUCCAUCCAAGCCAAAAAGGCCAUUCUCAGCUUGCCAAGGCUCUCUGGAAUUCUGUGCUACAGCCUGUAGGAGAGAAAGCUGAGUCAUUUGAUUUCAUGGCUGACAUCGUCCUCGCCUGUCCGGCUCAGAAUAAACCAUUCCUGGGAACAUACAAGAACAGGAACUACACACAUCCACCUGUGGAACCCUCUGAUGAGUCAACAAAGAACUGGGGCAGUGACCUGUCAUGUCCUGAACAGGCUCCAUCCAGUCAUGUCCCAACAUCAGUGCAUGAGCUACGGCCUGCUGAUAUCAAAGUCAUUGGAGCACUGGGAGAUUCCCUGACUACUGCAUUAGAGGCCAAAGCAACUGACCUUCAAAGAGACUGGAGGGGACUUUCCUGGAGUAUUGGAGGUGAUGGGGCCUUGGAGACUCAGACUACUUUACCCAAUAUCUUGAAAAAAUUCAAUCCAAACCUCUUUGGAUUCUCCACUGGCAGCUCCAAGGAAACAGCUGGUUUCAACGUUGCAGAGAGAGGUGCCACAGCAGGCAAUAUGUUAGCCCAAGCACGUGAAUUGGUGGAGCUAAUGAGAAGCAGCCCGGAAAUUAAUUUCAAGGAAGACUGGAAGCUGAUCACUGUCUUCAUUGGAGGCAAUGACCUAUGCCAGUACUGCUUGGACAAGGAAACCUACUCAGUGCAAAAGUAUGUAAAGCACCUUCAGGACACUCUGGAUGUUUUCUAUGAGGAGCUCCCAAGAGUCUUUGUCAACAUGGUGGAGAUACUGGAGAUUUCUGGAUUGCGUCAGAUGACAGCAAGCUCUUCAAAGUGCACCUUGGCAGCAAAGAAUGCUUGCCCAUGUUUCUUAAACCCUGAGGAAAACUCUUCUGAACUACAAGAAAUUAAGAGAGUUAACAGAGAUUUUCAGACUGAAGCCUUGCAGCUGAUCAACAGUGGUCGGUAUGAGCAGCGAGAGGACUUUGCAGUUGUCAUGCAGCCUUUCUUCCGAAACACCUUGAUGCCCCUGGAUAGAAAUGGCAAGCCAGAUAUGAGUUUCUUCGCUGCAGAUUGCAUCCAUUUCAGUGCAAGAGGCUAUGCUGAGAUGGCUAUAGCUCUCUGGAAUAAUAUGCUGCAGCCAGUCGGUGAAAAGCAGACUUACAACAACUUUACCCAUGACAGAUCAAAACUCAGGUGUCCAAACACAAAGACACCCUUUCUUUCCACACUGAGAAACAGUGGAUUCAGAAAUUCAGAUCUCAACUUGGAGAAAACUGGAGCUUCAGUCCCCUACUGGGCUGUCAUUGUGGCUGCUGUAGCUGGAGUCCUGGCAGGCUCUUUACUUAUCUGGCUUGGGACAAGAAGAAAAGCCAAGAAGCACCAAUGUGAGACUGACACAGAAAAGAACAUGAAAUUGACACCUCUGUAAAGCAAGGGGAACAAACAUCUGUAUCUGCUGAGGCUGCUCUCUGGUGUGAUGAAGAGAGCAGCAGGAUAAAAAAAAAAAACAUUGGCUAUAAAUGAAGCUUCUUUGUUAGCCAGGGAUUUUUGGGUCCAAUAAUCUUGAUCAGAAAUGUACUAUAGCUUUGGCUUCUGCUAAUCAGUCAAAUGGAGGAUGCUGUUCAAUGUGUUACAGCUUUUUCAUUCUGGGAUACAAUUCUCCAUGUCAUGAAUAUUACUUAUGAUGUCAGUUCCUUGCAUGAAGUGAGAAAACAUGUUCAUGCACCUUGGCAUUAAUUGUGCAUCUGCCCUUUUUCCCUUAUAAAACUGUUUAUAAAACAUUAGCUACAAGUCCAUGAUUGUGACCUGGUAUUCCCCAACAGCAAGGUGAGAUAAAGAAAAGCUGCAAUUACACAGUAGAUUCCAGCAAGACCAUUGAGUUGAAGGUGCUAAGGUAUUUCUACACAAGGAAGCACAGUGCUAUGGAAACAUCUUUAAGCCAACUUCUGAGCCAACCUGGACCAUCCAUGUGGGAUCCCUGGUACACUGCUGGGCAGCACAGCUAGAGUAACUUUAUCUGCUCCACUUCAUCCAGGCUCCAUUCAUCUGGGACUGGAUGUGGAGCUGGACCAUCUGUAUCACUUCUCCUCCAGGGCUAAAUAGCCCAGGAGCAAUGCCAUACCCUCCUGCCCAACACUCUGUGGCAGGUGGUUCCAGAAUGACUUUUCCUGUGAAGAGGGAAUUUCUUCAGUAGCAUGCACUAGGGGUCUAAACAAAAAUGAAGUCCAUAACUGGCAAACUAGCCUGGCUUAACCCUUCUCAUAGGACCCAUGGUGUGUUCAUGUCUCCCAGGCUGGAGUCUACAUGGCUGCUAUCCAAGGAAGAAUAUGCAAACGUUAUUUUAAAUUUUGAUCAGGAGUUCAGAGGGAGUAUUUCUGGGAAAUCAGACAUUUCUUGGUCUAUACUUGCAGGUCAAUUCACAUGAUCUAUCGGCAUAGAAUAUACUUAACAGGUUCCCUGUGAUCUUAUUUUCCAAUAUUUUUCUUAUUUUCUAUGCCUAAUACUUUAUGUUUUGAUUUUAUUGAAAUCAAAGUGUGGCUUGCACUGGUGUAAUUUUUUAAUGAGUGGCACUACAUUUUUACUCCAGAAGUGCAAAUGAGCAGAAAAUUAAAAUGUUU